This is a messenger RNA of Aspergillus affinis, 4359 nucleotides long. Its product is annotated as cleavage polyadenylation factor subunit CFT2. The record is from RefSeq and is a predicted model, not a curated record. The coding region runs from base 1 to 4359 and encodes 1452 amino acids. Lineage: Eukaryota; Fungi; Ascomycota; Eurotiomycetes; Eurotiales; Aspergillaceae. The transcript is spliced from 6 exons. Gene Ontology annotation, biological process: mRNA 3'-end processing by stem-loop binding and cleavage. Gene Ontology annotation, molecular function: RNA binding. Gene Ontology annotation, cellular component: mRNA cleavage and polyadenylation specificity factor complex.
AUGACCGGCCUUUCUGGCAAACGCCAGACGCCUGCCCCUCCCAAGUUGAAUAGAGACUCCUUUGAGUUUGAUAAUCCGCAUGUUGAACACGUGGAGGUCACUCAGGCUCCAGAAGCAAGCACCAAAGUCGAGUCGAAGGGCUCAGGAAGACUCAGCCCUAGAGCUACCGGUCCCCCAAACAUAACCAGUCCUCCACGUGUCCUCGCCAAUGCCCGCGCGACACUUCAAAAGCUCACCAAAAGCCCUGGAAGCAAGCAACCAGAAAACCGUCGAAGGUCACCCACUUCGCACCAACCACCGCCAACGGUACCCGCCACCCAGAAGACACAUGGGGCUUCACAUUCCUCCAGCACAAACCCACCAACAACUCUACCUUAUGGUAUACAUUUCGAUCCCACGUGUAUGACCCUCCGCAUCGGGUAUGGAUAUAACAAUCUUGCUCCCCGCUGGCUUCUAAAACCCACAAAGAAGUCUGAGGAAAAGCCGGACUUGGCUGAACUAGAAUGGGUAUUUGAUGCCGGGCCAUUUGCGUACGCGAUGAACUCAGAGAACAGUUGGUUGAGAAAAUACGCAUAUGGGGUUCUGGAAACCACUUUGGAGAAUCCGGUCUUUAGACAUAAUAUCAGAACAGACAUCUGGAGUAGGACAGACGGCAACUUCCAAGAAAUCGAGGACCCCAUACCGUCACUUCCGUCUCCGCCACCUAAUGUCGAUGUGACUCGACAGGACCAGGGCCCGACUCCGGGCAGUUGGGAUGGAAGGGUUUUCAAAUUCCCAAACUAUGAACGCCCCUCUUUGGCAGAUCGAGCCCUGCCCAAGGCCGGGAGUCUAUAUCAGAACAACCGAACACCCCCGAGACGGAUCCCCCGACUCUAUGCCGAAUCCGACGAGGAAGGCGCGAACAGCACCUCGUCUACUUCCAUCGAAUCCGAAGAGAGUUCGUCGCCCGGUGAUGAGGAGGGUUCCCAAAGGAGAUACCAAGAUCCUGCGGUGUCCAGUGGCAGGGCCAGCGCUAUCCGCGGUGAUGUGAACGAAGUAGAUCGAGGAACCAGAGUGAUGGAUUGGUGCCAGAAGCAAGAGUUGUAUACAUCUGUUCCAUCGGAGGAUGACGCGUCUGAAAUGUGCCGAAAGCUCGGCAUUCCCGACAUGCAACAGCGCUGGCUUCACGAACAUAGCGCUCGGAAUAGGUCGUUUUGGGUUUUCAGCUUGCUUGCAACAUACUGCCACAUGCUUUGCCUUAGAGAAGAAGAGCAGAGGCGUGAAUCCAAUGUGCACGAUCUCGGAGAUUUCGGCCAGUAUAAGGAAAUCAAUCCUGCGAAGAAGGAGAUCAAUCCUGCGAAGAAGAAGAGACCAGGCAACAUGUUCACAUUCACGCCUUUACUGGGGGCUCAGUCGUCAUCGUCAAAGGCCUCCCAGUCGAUUCUAGAGCUUGAUGGGGGAAUCAAGAUCCUUGUCGACGUGGGUUGGGGCGAUACCUUUGAUCCGCUUGAUUUGCAGGAACUGGAAAAACAUAUUCCGACCCUAUCUCUGAUCCUCUUAACACACGCGACCCCGGCACAUAUUGGUGCCUUUGCGCACUGCUGCAAGGCCUUUCCCCUUUUUACUCAGAUCCCCGUUUACGCUACCGGUCCCGUUAUCGCCCUCGGUCGCACGCUGCUCCAGGACCUAUAUGCAUCCUCCCCGCUAGCAGCGACGUUUCUACCGACGACCUCGGUCACCGAGUCUGGGGCGUCCACGGCUGGGCCAUCGGUCGCGGAGGGAGAACGGAUUCUGCUUCAACCGCCCACCAACGAAGAUAUUGCCCGAUAUUUCUCCUUUAUUCACCCGUUGAAAUACUCGCAGCCUCACGAACCGCUUGCCUCUCCUUUCUCUCCGCCGCUGAACGGCCUGACGUUGACGGCCUACAAUGCUGGACAUACUGUGGGUGGAACGAUAUGGCAUGUGCAACAUGGCAUGGAGUCGAUUGUGUAUGCCGUCGAUUGGAACCAGGCUCGAGAGAGCGUGGUAGCCGGUGCGGCGUGGUUCGGAGGAUCCGGGGCCAGCGGGGCGGAAGUCAUUGAGCAGCUGCGCAAACCUACUGCUCUAGUCUGUAGCACCCGGGGUGGUGAUAAGUUCGCACUUCCUGGGGGCCGUAAGAAGCGCGAUGAUCUCUUACUGGAUAUGAUUCGGAGCUCCCUUGCUAAAGGAGGGACUGUUCUGAUCCCAACCGAUACCAGCGCGCGUGUCCUGGAACUUGCUUACGCGCUGGAGCACGCGUGGCGCGAUGCUGCGGGGAACGAACAAAGCACCGAUGCGCUGAAAGGCGCGGGGCUGUAUUUGGGUGGGAGAAAGGCUCACACCACGAUGAGACUUGCGCGGAGUAUGAUAGAAUGGAUGGAUGAGAACAUCGUGCGCGAGUUCGAAGCAGCCGAGGGUGUCGAUGCUACGACGGGCCAGUCCCGGUCCGGAGCCGAUGGCCAACGUUCUGGCGGCCAGGCAAACAGCAAGGGCGAAGAGAAAGGAAUAGCCCCGUUCACUUUCAAGCAUUUGAAGAUCGUGGAGCGAAGGAAGCGACUGGAGAAGAUUCUAAGUGAUCCUACGCCCAAAGUCGUUCUUGCGUCAGACACAUCCCUCGACUGGGGUUUCGCAAAGGAAUCUCUUCGUCUGGUGGCGGAGGGCCCUAACAACCUCUUGCUACUGACGGAGUCGCUCCACAAGGAGCGACUUCCCGUGGAGCAGGAUGAAACCCAACGGAAGACCCUGGGAAGCAUGAUCUGGGAAUGGUACGAAGAAAGAAAAGACGGAGUUGCGCUGGAGAAGGCGUCGGAUGGUGAGACAAUCGAGCAGAUUCACAGUGGCGGACGAGAGCUAGCCUGGACCGACGUCCAGCGAGCGCCGCUAGACGCUGGGGAGCAGCUCAUUUAUCAGCAGUAUCUCGCCACACAACGACAACUCCAGGAUACUUCGCAGGCUCGGGGCCAAGAAGCCCUGGACACUGCAGCAGAUGCACUGGAUGAUCGGUCCAGUUCGUCAUCAGAAGAUUCCGAAGAGGAACAACAGGGACGAGUGUUGAAUUUUUCGACUUCUUUGGCACACGUCAACCGGAACAAACUUGGACUUAGCGACGAAGAUCUUGGUAUCAACGUUCUGCUACGGCGAAAGAAUGUGUUCGAUUACGACGUUCGCGGCAAGAAGGGUCGCGAGCGAAUGUUCCCGUACGUCGCACCGCGGAAGAAGGGAGACGAGUACGGAGAGUUCAUUCGACCGGAGGAAUACCUGCGUGCCGAAGAACGUGAGGAGGCCGACAUGCAACAACGGCGCUCAGACUCGCAGACAAAACUUGGUCAAAAGCGACGAUGGGACGAGACCGGACCCAGCGGGGGCCCCAAGCGAGCACACAUGGCUGAUGGCGCCCAGCGGAGAGACACAGGCGCGGCAGACGACAGCAGUGUUACGGACUCGGAAGACGAAGAUAAGGAGGACGCCAAUGCUGCGGCGGAGCCUGAUGCUACCGACGAGCAAUCCUUUGAAGGCCCUGCGAAGGCGGUCUAUGAGAAGAGUUCGCUUACGAUCAACGCGCGUCUGGCGUAUGUGGAUUUCACUGGUCUGCAUGACAAGCGAAGUUUGGAGAUGCUCAUCCCGCUGAUCCAACCGCGCAAACUGAUCCUGGUGGGCGGCAUGAAAGAAGAGACCACCGCGCUGGCGACGGAAUGCAAGAAACUCCUCGUCGCGAAGGCAGGCAUGGACGUGUCUCACGAGGAUUUGGCUGUCAUCUUUACUCCUGCUAAUGGUGAGGUCAUCGAUGCCAGCGUUGAUACCAAUGCCUGGAUGGUCAAAUUGAGCAACAGCCUUGUUCGCCGGCUGAAAUGGCAGCACGUCCGCAGCCUUGGGGUCGUCACACUCACGGGACAAUUGCGGGCACCCGAACAGAGCUCAGACGAGGAUGCGACAGACUCGCCCCAUAAAAAGCAAAAACUCCUGGCCGGUGAAGCCGAACCCGAGACCGUGCCGCCGGCAGCGGACGAGGCCAAGCCCCCAACGACAACAGACAAGACGGACGUCUACCCAAUGCUGGACACCCUCCCGGCCAAUAUGGCCGCGGGGACUCGGUCCAUGACGCGCCCCCUGCACGUCGGCGAUCUGCGACUUGCCGACCUACGCAAGCUCAUGCAGGGCGCCGGCCACAAGGCGGAAUUCCGCGGCGAGGGAACUCUCCUGAUCGAUGGGAUGGUGGCGGUGCGCAAGUCCGGCACGGGGAGGAUCGAGAUCGAAGCAGCUGCCCAGUUAGCCACCGCGGGGACUCUACGCGGCGGCGCAGGCAGUUUCCUUGCCGUUAAAAGGAAGAUAUACGAGGGUCUCGCGGUGGUUGCGGGAAGUUAA